This is a messenger RNA of Sphaerulina musiva SO2202, 198 nucleotides long. RefSeq lists its product as uncharacterized. The coding region runs from base 1 to 198 and encodes 65 amino acids. The record is from RefSeq and is a predicted model, not a curated record. The transcript has 2 exons. NCBI's taxonomy places the organism in Eukaryota, Fungi, Ascomycota, Dothideomycetes, Mycosphaerellales, Mycosphaerellaceae.
AUGGCCCGCGGCAACCAGCGUGACAAGGCCCGCGAGAAGACUCAGGCCAAGCUGGCCAGUCAGAAAUCUGGCAACACCAUGUCCGGAUCUGAGCAGCAGAGGGCCAAGGAAGCAGCCGCGGAGAUUAUGAGGAAGAAGCAGGCUGCCGGUGAGUUCAUUCUUUCCGUACCUGGUGACUUCCAACCAUGCGAAUACUGA